AUGGCUGACUCCAAUUGCUCUUCCACUCAAACUUCUUCACAUUCUGCUGAUUCAGGGAAGCGUGGAUCUUCCAAGGUUGAAUUUUCUGAAGAUGAGGAAACUCUUGUCAUCAAGAUGUAUAAACUAGUUGGGCAGAGGUGGUCUUUAAUUGCUGGAAGAAUUCCUGGAAGAACAGCAGAGGAAAUAGAGAAGUAUUGGACCUCGAGAUUCUCGAGUUCUAGUGAAUGA
Messenger RNA from Sphenostylis stenocarpa, 228 nucleotides. The record is from the annotation of a GenBank genome assembly. NCBI's taxonomy places the organism in Eukaryota, Viridiplantae, Streptophyta, Magnoliopsida, Fabales, Fabaceae.